Molecule: messenger RNA, 1398 nt
Organism: Daphnia pulex (common water flea)
Lineage: Eukaryota; Metazoa; Arthropoda; Branchiopoda; Diplostraca; Daphniidae
Exons: 2
Coding region: 139-585 (148 amino acids)
Source: RefSeq, a predicted model, not a curated record
UUAUCUUCCGUCUAGAAGAAAUUAUCGCUUCUCUGGACGUAGCUCUCUAACCAUGGCUGAAUUUCAAUUCACGUUUUACAACGUUUCGUGGGAAAUAGUACACAUGCAAAGGUCCUUACAAUUUUCUACAGUUUCUUAAUGGACUAUAUUAACCAGAACCAGACAACUAGUCAUCUGAGAGAAAUCAAAACCGAACCUAACGUUCGCGCUUUACUUCAGCAAGUCUGCGAUCUGGUGCAGCGAGAAGAAUUGAACGCGUCAUUAAUUGUAUUGGAACUACUAGGAAAUACUGGACCGUCUACUUCACAUUCCACAUGUUCACCCAACACUGAAUCUACUGGAGCUGACUCUUUGCCGACGAAUGGCGACUUAAGUAUGGUUGGCCCGCUGUGUCGCGAGCCUAUAGCAAGCAAAAGUCCCCUUGCUCGCCAAGUGUUUUUACUUUUGGAAAACCAAAAUAAUUCAGACCUAGAAUUUGUACUUCCAACUGAUGCUGCUGCGAGCCAAAUUAGCCAUUUGGUCAAAGCACACCAUGUAAUAUUAGCUGCAAGAUGUCGUUGGUUUCAUCGAGUUCUUUUGUCUUGAAUGCGAGAAGCAAUUGACAGGUAUACAACAACAAAAUAUGCUUUCGACAUCGCUGUCGUGUUUAAACUGCUCUUUUCUGACAAGGAAAAUCACAUUUCCCGACUGUUCUGCCCAGCUGCUAUCAGUGUUUCUUCGUUUCCUUUAUGGUGACCAUAUUGAUUAAACUACUCUCAGUAAUGAGCAACUACUAGAGUUGUUAAUCAUGGCUGACCUGUUUGAGGUUGAACAACUUAGUUCCGGCUUGAAGAUAUCCUCGGAGGUGAAGUUUCUAGGCCUGAGCUUUUGCGGUUAGCCCUGGCGGCUGACUGUGACAUUAAUAGAGCCGUCAACUAUUACCUUGCGCAGCCGGAUCCUAGUAACGUUAGUGCCAAAGGUCCCAGUAAAUAAAUAUUCAAACUUUCCCCACUCGUGAUGCAUACAUUUUAAAUUUCCGCCUAUCGUUCUGUUUCAACAGCUGCUCGAAGCUUUCAUCAACCAUUGUAUUGGUUUUCUUGCGUGGUUUCCCUCACUUGCUAUCGCCUAUUCACAUCCCAUUAAAAAUAUUGUUUAAUAAUGUUGUGAUUGUUUACGGUUUUUUUUCUUUAACCUUGUAUUUUAUUCUGGUAUUUUAUUGAUGGACGACGUUUUGUAUUCUAUAAUUAUUUCUGUGAACCGUCUCGUUAUUUAUGACGUCGAUUGUGCAAUCAUCUCUAAAUUCAUCCUUAACGAAACAUCACUUAGUAUUCAUCAAAAAUACAAAAUUUGAAUUGCCUCCUUUGGUUAUUAUUAUCUUCAGACCAAUUAUUACCGACAGAAAAUUUAGAGUGAAAAUUU